GCGAAGGCGGCGGUGGCGGCCGGCAUGGGCGAUGGGGGCGCCGAGCGCGACCGCGGCCCCGCACGCCGGGAGUCGCGCGGCGGGCGGGGCGGGGACCGCGGCGGAGCGGAGGACUCGACCGCUGAUGCUGGCGGCCGCAGCCCAAGGGAUACUGCCGGGACCUCCGCCUCCAGCCCCGCGGGCUCCAGGGAGAGCGGCGCCGACAGCGACGGGCAGCCCGGGCUCGGCGAGGCAGACCACUGCCGCCGCAUCCUGGUGCGAGAUGCCAAAGGGACCAUCCGGGAAAUUGUCCUGCCCAAGGGCCUGGACCUGGACCGGCCCAAGCGGACCCGCACAUCCUUCACAGCCGAGCAGCUCUACCGCCUGGAGAUGGAGUUCCAGCGCUGCCAGUACAUGGUGGGCCGUGAGCGCACUGAGCUGGCCCGCCAGCUGAACCUCUCCGAGACCCAGGUCAAGGUCUGGUUCCAGAACCGCCGUACCAAGCAGAAGAAAGACCAGAGCAGAGACCUGGAGAAGCGAGCAUCCUCCUCAGCCUCCGAGGCCUUCGCCACCUCCAACAUCUUGCGGCUGCUGGAACAGGGCCGGCUGCUGUCCGUGCCCAGGGCCCCCAGCCUCCUGGCGCUGACCCCCGGCCCGCCUGGCCUGCCUGCCGGCCACAGGGGCACCUCCUUGGGCGGCCCCAGGAACUCCUCCCAGCGCCUCAACCCGCUGAUCUCGGCCCCGGUGUCCCCACCACUGCCGCCCCCUCCGCCAGCCCUCUGCUUUUCCACUGCCCCGCUCCUGGACCUGCCUGCUAGCUACGAACUGGGCUCCUCGGCCUUCGAGCCCUACAGCCGGCUAGAACGAGGAGUAGGCAGCCCCGGCGGCGGCAAGAAAGCUAACACUUAAACCUCCACCCCCGUGUGACACCGAGUCCCCAAGCACAGCACCGCCCCUACCUCCUGUGCCCCAGCGGACUGCCCUGAGCAGGCACCCAGAGGAGGGGUGGCAGCCACACACCCUGCCCCACUCGUCCCCCAGCUCAGAGACUCUCGACCAGACAUCCUUGGUCGCGCAACGUGUGUGUGCGUGCAGUGUGCGUGUGCCUCUCACUGAAAUAAAAGGAAAACAAUGACAAG
This is a messenger RNA of Ceratotherium simum simum (southern white rhinoceros), 1118 nucleotides long. It is a transcript of the gene VAX2, whose product is annotated as ventral anterior homeobox 2. Gene Ontology annotation, biological process: brain development; neuron differentiation; regulation of transcription by RNA polymerase II. Gene Ontology annotation, molecular function: RNA polymerase II cis-regulatory region sequence-specific DNA binding; DNA-binding transcription factor activity, RNA polymerase II-specific. Lineage: Eukaryota; Metazoa; Chordata; Mammalia; Perissodactyla; Rhinocerotidae. Gene Ontology annotation, cellular component: nucleus. The record is from RefSeq and is a predicted model, not a curated record.